Aspergillus heteromorphus CBS 117.55 is the source of this 687-nucleotide messenger RNA. RefSeq lists its product as uncharacterized. The record is from RefSeq and is a predicted model, not a curated record. Bases 1 to 687 code for a protein of 228 amino acids. NCBI's taxonomy places the organism in Eukaryota, Fungi, Ascomycota, Eurotiomycetes, Eurotiales, Aspergillaceae. The transcript is spliced from 2 exons.
AUGCUGCCCCCGUCUGAAAGCAUUCUUCAUCGUCUGCAGAAGUUAGCAACGGCAGCGCGACAAAGCCCACAGAGCCAGAAAAACUCGACGCCUCCGCCUCCAUACUCUCCGACAACACCAGAAAGUCUUCCUCGCCAGGAACCCGCGAGCAAGGCCGAAAGCAAGGACACCAUCCAAUGGGAGACCUGCCGACCUGUGAAUAUCUACAUGGAUGCAUCCAUUGCCGUCUUCGGAAAUGGGAACAGUGUUCUCAUAUCAUCCAUGAAAGGACCCGCCGCUCGCAGCCCUAACCCAACGGCGCCACCACCCCUAACUCCAGCCUCCGUUCCCUCGUCAUCGACAGCUGUACUGGAAUCCUCACAGCGACAGCAUCAGACGAAGCUGACUGAGAUGGCCACGUCUAUUAUCUCAGUGCUUCACCGCACAGGAAUCUUGAAUCUCACCGACAACGAUGAUCGAUCAUCAUCUCUAACACUCAACAUCAACACCGGGAUCAAGGUAGUGGGAAGUGGAAAUGUCAUCUGUAUUGGAGCUGUGGAUAGUGUGAUGCGCCGAAAGAUGAAUAUUAGUAAUAAUAAUGGAGGGCAGGAACCUGUUGGCAUGGAGAACAGAAAAAGGCGUGCCCAGUCGGAGCCACUCGAAGUGCCACCUACGAAAAGGGGACGUCAGUCUGUCUAUGGAAAAUGA